UCGCCAUCCAAACAUUCCACAUAUUUGGACUCUCUGUAGAACCCAAAAAGCAUACUCCCAAGUCCCAACCAGUGAACUACUACUUACCUUGUUUAUUUUUUUCCGGGAAUAUCAUCAAAACCCAAAACCUCCACGGCUAGAAAGAACUCUCCCAAAAAAUGAUGGCCUUGUCAUUCCCAACUUACUUCAAAUUCAAGCCUCCAAAUCUCCAGCUCAAAAAAUUGCAUACCCAUUUGGAAUUUAUUAGUUUCAGAACACAUGCUUUCUACUUCUCAACCCAUGGUUUUAGACUCGACCCAAAAUCUCUCUCUACGCCUAUAGUCGCCACAAGAGCUUGCAGUGACUCUUCCCCUUCUGACAUUGGGUCAUUAACAAGCAGCUUAUCCAAGUCCGGAGAUGGUUCUGUGGCCUUGUUUGUUCAGAUGCUUGGAUUAGACAAUGAUUUUCUUGACAGAGAACAGGCAGUAGUCUCACUAUGGAAAUAUUCACAAGGAGGAAAAGAAUGUAUUGAUGCUAUCAUGCAAUUCAGUGGCUCCGUAAUUCUCAUUAUAAACCUUCUUCAGUCGCACUCUGGUUCUACAUGUGAAGCAGCUUCAGGGCUCUUGAGAAUGAUAUCCUCUGUUCCUGUAUACAGAGAGUUUGUCGCAGACCAUGGGGCAAUAGAAGCUAUAACUGCCCUGCUGAGCCGCUCUUCUUUGACUCCUGAGGAAAAGGAGCAAAGUAUAGGUACGUUAUGGAACUUGUCUGUUGAUGAGAAACUUAGGGAGAAAAUUACAAACUCUGAUCUUCUUCCUUUACUUGUCAAGUUCUUGGAGGAUGAGGACAACAAGGUGAAAACAGCUUCUGGAGGGGUUUUGGCUAAUUUGGCUCUGAGUCGCUUUAAUCACAAGGCCAUGGUUGAAGCAGGAGUUAUACCAAAAUUGGCAAAGUUCUUGAAGACUUAUGAAAAGGUAUUGAAGGUACCGAGAAAAGAAGCAAUUAAUAUAUUAUCAGAAGAAAAAGAGUUGAAGGUACUUAGAAAAGAAGCAAAAAAUGCAUUAUUAGAACUUGCUAAAGAUAAGUACUACAGAAUUCUUAUUGUGGAGGAAGGUCUUGUCCUAGUUCCUCUGGUUGGUUCUGCUGCCUACGAAUCGUUCAAACCAGAUUCAGAUUCAGGGCUUACUUGGCCUGAUGGUACAGAGAUUGAAAAGAUUUACGAAGGACCUGCACCAUAUGGUGCCUCUGAAGUACUUAUUGAAUUAGAUGUCAACGGAAAAAUUUCCGUAGAUGAUGCAAAGGCAAACGCAAUGAUUGGACAAUCAACUCAACAAUCUCUUGCUCGUGCUGGGGUUAUAGAGAUGGAUGAUGAGAAAGUAAAUCAGAGUGAGUCUUCUUUGGAUUCGAAAUUCACCGUUUUGGAAUGGAUUGAUGGUAUUGCUCGUCUGGUUCUGAUUCUUGGACUAGAAGAUGAGUCAGCAAUUGCUCGAGCUGCAGAGGCAAUUGCUGAUGCGUCUAUUAGUGAACACAUGCGGACAUCUUUUAAGGAAGCUGGAGCUAUCAAACCUCUACUCCAACUUUUAGACCAUCGCAGUGAUGCUGUUAGAUUGGCUGCUGUUGAUGCUUUGGAGAGGUUAUCUAUCAGCAAUACUGUUUGCCAAAAAAUUGAAGCUGAAGGUGGUCUACCUCCUUUGAUAGAUUCACUGAAGAACUCAGAAGUCUCCGAAAGCUUUAUGGAGAAGACUUUGAAUAUUCUUGCCCGGAUGUUGGACCCUAGCAAAGAAAUGAAAUCAAAGGUUUAUGAUGGACCAGUUAAUGGGUCAAAGGAGGAACGGGAAGCAACAAGAAAGACAGGGUCAGAAGUAAAGGUGGAUGAGAUGCAUGUAUCUAACUCUACUUCCAGCUUUCCAACUACCCAUGCAAGAGAUCUGUUGGAUUCCGCUGCCAUUGCUUGUCUCGUUGAGUUCCUGAAGAAGUCAUCACCAAAUUUGCAAAGAAAAGCCGCUUCCAUCCUUGAGUGCGUGAUACUGUCUGGGCAAUCCAUUGACACAAUCAUCUCAGCGGACAUUGAAUCUGGUUUGGAUGCUGUUUUCCAACAGAAAUCUCUUCAUGAUUCAGAACUUGAAAUGGACUUUGAGCAGCCAGAACUCCACGCCCUGGAAGUUGAGGAAGCUGGUCUUGCGGUCUCAGCGGCAUCCCAGUUACUAACAAGACUUCUCGACUUUGAUUCAUUCAGUAGUACCAUACAAAAUCCAUCCCAUUUUAUUAGCUUGCUACGCAAAAUCCUUAGGUCGAGUAUACCUCUUCCUUACAAGAACUGGGUUGCUUCUGCACUUAGAAAACUCAGUUCUUUGUCCAACGGCCCCUUUAUAAGCUGUGAAAAUCCGAUCAAUCUUGAAGUCAUUCGUUAUGAGACAAUCCCGAGAUUGAUAGAGCAGAUGGAAUCACCUUCUUUAGAAUUACAAGAGGCCACUGUUGUAGAACUUUACAGAACAAUCUCUGAAGGGGGUGCGGAUUCGAUUGGGGCAGUUGCUGCUGUGGGGGGAAUAUUCCCUUUGGUGAAGCUGAUUGAAGAAGGGACAGAGAGGGCUGUCGAAGCAGGAUUAGCGAUAUUGUAUGAUCUGAGUAUGGAUAUGGAGAACCAUCCAGCGAUUAUAGCGGCAGGAGCAGUUCCAGCUCUGAGAAGAAUCAUUCUCUCGCAAAAACCACAGUGGACUCGAGCACUUGAUCUGCUGAGGGCUUUACCUACAUGAUGCGACAUGGUCAAUUUUUCUGUACUUGUGCUGAUAAAUGGUCGAGAGAAAAGUAAAAGUUUCUUGAUUUUUGUUGAAUUUUCAAGAUUACGCUUCGUGUUGAUUAAUUUUGAUGGUAACAGUAUAGUUCCUUGAGGGCAACAUGAAUCUUCUGUUAUUGAAACAGAAAGGUUGGGUAAGGUUUUGUCAGGGAAU
Rhododendron vialii is the source of this 2924-nucleotide messenger RNA. RefSeq names its product vacuolar protein 8. Lineage: Eukaryota; Viridiplantae; Streptophyta; Magnoliopsida; Ericales; Ericaceae. Bases 159 to 2729 code for a protein of 856 amino acids. Gene Ontology annotation, molecular function: protein binding. The transcript has 9 exons. The record is from RefSeq and is a predicted model, not a curated record.